This is a messenger RNA of Columba livia (rock pigeon), 4374 nucleotides long. RefSeq names its product atos homolog B (gene ATOSB). The record is from RefSeq and is a predicted model, not a curated record. The transcript has 10 exons. NCBI's taxonomy places the organism in Eukaryota, Metazoa, Chordata, Aves, Columbiformes, Columbidae. The coding region runs from base 903 to 2732 and encodes 609 amino acids.
GGGACUGGCCCACCCUUCAGACCGUCUGCGCCGGGCUAGGGGGUGCCACCUUGAGCUGGUGGGGGUGAGUAUCCGUGGUGGAGCCCAGCAGCAUCCUGCUGCCUCUGCAGGGAUCCUCUUGGGCAGCGGAGAGUUUUCCCCACCCCCAGCUCUGCCGCUGCCUCUUUGUUUUCUGGCAGAAGCCUCUGUGCCUUUUCAUUGCCGUUGAGGCGCCGAGCAGGAGCCUACAUGUGCCGUGUGCGCGUCUCGCCGGGAACGUGAUGCGGGCUGGCAAGCCCGCUGGGCAUCUCCCUCGCAGGGCUGCAGAGGCCAGCUGGCAGCUUCAGGGGUCUCCUUUCCAUGGGCUGUUCCUCCGGUCGAGCAAGGCUUCGAGGCCGCUGGUUUCCUACACAAAACCCUCUUUUGCAUUGGCAGCGUUUCUGCACCUUGCCACAAGUGGAGCAUCAAAGCUGCAGUGCCGGUGGAUUAUGACUGCAGGGGAGCUGUGUUGCAUCUGCAAAUCUCCAUCAUACAUCAAGGGCACAUCUGAGCAGAGCCGCUGUGCAGACUGAAGAGCUGGCGAGGACGGUGCAGAGGUUUGGAGGCACACCGUGAUGGUGGGAGCCAUUCCACGGCAGCCACGCCGCUUCUGGGGGGUGCCUGACUGGCAGGUGUCUUCAGCUAGUUGUGCCAACGACCGCCCGCUGUGGGACAGGGAAACUGAUCCGGAGCAAAGCAGGGUUCUGCUGCAGAGGGACGAUGCACUGCAGUCCACCCUGUAGUGGAGAGCUCACCCGGACGUCCUGAGUGAGGUGGGGUCCUGCCCUCUCGCGCUGACCUGUGGCACUUUACAGUUCCCCUCCUGCUGCUGCAUGGGCUGUUCUGACUCCGGCUGCACUCGGAGUCCAGGCGAGUAAGGCUCCAUGCGGCACAUCCACGCGGAGACGUCCCUGCCCCCAGAGCGCGGCACGGACCCCAGCCUGUCCCAGCCCAGCGGAGAGGCACCCUUGGAGCCUUCCUCGCAGCACUGCAGCCACCGCAACAUCCUCAUGGGCUACAACGAGACAGAGAUCAAGCGCCAGAAGGUUUACCAGGUGUCCAUCUUCUCCCACCUCUCCAGCUCCUCCGAGAGCACGGAGCAGCGGGCAGGCAGCCGGCUGGCUGUGAAGAGGGGUUACCCCGAGCCGCGAACUCCAGAGGCGGGGCGAGAUCCCAAACGAACUCACUGGGGUGGCGGGGGGGUGGAUGGCAAGCGCGACGGGGGCCCUGGGCAGGCUCCCCUGGAUGACGAUGAUACUUUCGAGGAUGGUCUGCUGGUGGAGGAGCUAUCCCUGUGUGGCUCUGCCCAGCACUUCUCCCACAGCGGGCUGCGGGUGGUGGAGCACCGGUGUGAGGGCAGCCCUAGCCACAGCCCCAAGGUCAGCAGAGAGAAGUUGCAGGAUGUGUCCUCCUCCGCCUCCUCCUCCUGGCCCCAGCACAUUGCUUGCUGUACUUUGCACACGAGAGACGGUUGCUCUGUCUCACCAGGGGAUCAGCCCACAGACUGUGGGAAGAAUGGGGAGCAGGCACAUGACGACAACUCACUUCACCUUGAUUUGCACAAUAUUGCACAAACAGCUCAGCUGGACUCUGGUGGGAAGGGAGAGAAGCCAGGGAGCAGCCCACCUCACAGCAGUAGGGCUAGUGGAGAAGAAGAAUGGCCAGCAGUGGCCAAUGGCUGUAAGGAGCCCCCGGCUCUGCAGACAGCACUCAGCCCUGAGCCCAGCAACCUGAGCUCCCUGGAGAAGACGCCCUGUGGGAGCAGCCAGCUCGGCAGCAGCAGCUGUCCGGCCAAAAGGAAGCUGCUGCCCGCUGGCGAGGCUGUGGCCGACUCCUGCUCUGAGGAUGAGGGCCUGUCCCCUCCAGCAAGGAAGAAGAGGGCCUUGCCAUGCCAUCCAGUGCCCACAGCCUGCCGCAGCACUGAUGCCAAGGGGGCCCCGUUCUGGAAUCACCUGCUUCCCACGGCCAAGAGCUCUGCAGAUUGCACCACGGUCGGGAGGAGGCUGAAGAGUGGGCUGCGCCUCAAAUCGCGACAUCUCCGGAGCAGUCUCCGCAGGGGCACCAGGUCCUCUGCAGCGCCCUGGGCAACCACGACCAUCAGCCAUGCUCUGCUGGGCAACUUUGAGGAGUCCAUCCUGAAAGGGCGCUUCGCACCGUCGGGGAGGAUCGAGGGGUUCACAGCAGAGAUCGGUGCCAGUGGCUCCUACUGCCCCCAGCAUGUCACCCUGCCUGUCGACGUCACCUACUUUGACAUCUCCGAACACAGUGCACCCUCUCCUUUCCUGGGAGUGAUUGACUUGGAGGCCUUGGGAAAGAAGGGUUACAGUGUGCCCAAAGCUGGAACCAUCCAAGUGACCUUAUUUAACCCCAACAAGACUGUGGUGAAGAUGUUCUUGGUGACGUACGACUUCCAGGACAUGCCAGCCAACCACAUGACCUUCCUACGCCAUCGCAUCUUCCUGGUGCCUGUGGGGGAGGAGGAAGGGGCCACCAUGGUGCCCAGCAACCCAGUGGGCACGGGCCCACCCCGCAGGGUCCUCUGCUACCUGAUGCACCUGAGGUUUCACAGCUCUAAGUCGGGGAAGAUCUACCUUCAUGACGACAUUCGGCUGCUUUUCUCCCGCAAGUCGAUCGAGGUCGACUCGGGGAUCCCCUAUGAACUGAAAUCCUUCACGGAGAUGCCGAGGAACCCCUGCUACUCACCCUGGGCCUGACCCCCAUUCCACAGGGCCCCCGGCGAGCCUCCAGCCCAGCGCUUUGGGGAUAGAUGAGCAAAGUGCCAGCGAGUAGACACCACUCAGAAGCGUUGCACCCCCCACGUGCCCUCAUAUUCCUGAGCAGCACGGAUGCCCGUGCGCUGCGGCAGGACUGGGGUCGCCGAGGGAGCUUCACCAGGAGAGGCUGGGGCUGGGGAUCAACCCUGGUGCUCCAGGGAUAUGCCCAAGCCUUCUACUGAUGCUGCUCCCACCUUGGAGACUUGGCUGGACCUGGGUGGGGGGAUUGAAGAGUUGGGCCAGGGUCUCUGGGUAAUGCUACCCAUGCUUGCCCUGGGGUUGGGAGCAGAAAGUUGGGGAGAAUUUGUAUUUAUUAGUAUUUAUUGUUGCUGGGAGCGCAGAGGAGGCUUGUGUGGAGGAUUGGAGAUGCUGUGCUGUUCUUCUCCCCCAACCCUGUGGGUGCUGGAUGAAGCCCCCAGCAGCGUGGGGCUGCUUGGGUUGGGGCAGGGCUGUGGGGACCGCGAGGGUGACUGGGGAUGGGGACACCUUAGGCCGCCAAAGAGGGUGACCUGCCUCAUCCAGGGUGCAGCUCCUGGGCUGGGGCCCUGAUAAAAACCCUGGGAGAGGCCGAGGUUUCCUGGGCACCAGCUCUGUGGAUCAGCUGCACUUCAGGCAGCCUGAGGAGGCCUGGACUUGCCCUCCCACCCCCUGAGGGCAAGCCAGACCCCAAGAAGUCUGCGACUGGCAGGAAAGUGGCUAUUGCCACAGGUCCUGGGGCUGAGAGAGGUGGCUGUCCCAUGGGUGGAGACCUGGGGCUCUCAGCAGGAGCCCCCGGACCCCACAUGUGCUGUGGAUCUGAGAGAAAGUGGCGAUUCCUAAAAAUCAGAGCCUUCCACAGCCUGUGUGUGUGGGCUCAAUCCCGCCGCCGAGGCAGCUUCGGGCAGGUGCUCUGGUGCCGGAGGAAGCGCAGGAGCCCUGCCUGGGAAGAGGGGAAUCGGGAGAGGACACCAAAGGGGAGUCGGGCUGGACAUUCGGGCUGGGGCUGGGGGGUGGUGGGGCGCAAUGCCCCGCCGCGUUGCAGCCCGGGGAGAUGCGGGCCGAGCCCGUGGGGGUCGGAGGGGUGAGAGGAGCACGGAAAAACGAGCUGGCACGUCCCCUGCCUGCAUCAGCCCAGCCCCGAGGGCUCUGCCGGGCUCCUGGUGCCGGUUUGGGCUGCGGGAGCCCCGGCCCCUCCCUGCGAUGGGGAGAACAGAGGCGGACAGGUCCCCAGCCCAUCACACACCAGGCUGGGCCGGGCACAGCCCCGGGGCUCCCGGGCUCGACGUCACCUGAACCGAACGCAGCCCGCGUUCGCGCCGCUGUCCCGGAUCCCCGGCUGUCCGAGCCGGCCCCGCCGCACCGGGGCGGGAGGGCGCGGGGUCCCGCUCUCCCGUGCGCGGGGGCGGCCCAGAGGCUCCGUACGCCGCGAUGUGGGGCGGGAACCCGCUCAGACCCACACCGGGGUCCCGCUCCCCUCACAGGCACCCGUGUCCAGCGCCGUGUCCCGGGGCUCCCCCGAGCCGCGUCCCGGCGGGGGCGGGGAGGCUGUACCGGUACUUUUCGUGUUUGUUUCCAAUUUAAUAAACUCCCGUUCGGAGCUCCA